UGCAAAACGUUUUGCAACGGAAAUCGUUUACCGUUUACUUUAGGAACCGAACAGAAGCAAAAAUAGCAAAAGAAACCAAACGGGGAGGGACCUACAUUUUUUUGUCGUUGCAAAAAGUUUUACGUUGGUGAAGUAACAGACGAAACGUUUUUUAACGUAAUCCAAAUAAUAGUAAUGCAUACACCCCAGGUUUCGGUUUCAAAAUUGUGACCAUAUCCGUGACUGUCCAGGCAUGCGCAGUGAAGUUUGAAUUGAAGCAAUGACAUCGAUUGUUAUUGUGUCUCUGGGCAACUGAUAUUGAAGUUAGAUACCGGUACAUUUGUUGACAUUGUGUAAUCGAAGAUUGGACAUCUCGCGCGGACUAAAUCACUUCUGAACGAACGCUACAUUGUAUCAAAUGCGAUGGGUGCUGCAUCGAGCACCGAGGGCGAAAGGGAACCUCUACUUGUUCAUCCUAACCGCGAGACGAGCAUUCAGCCAGUUUACAGCCAAGUCUACGGGAGAAGAUGGCUGGUUCUGACUCUGUUUUCCUUGUUGGCGUUCAUGCAAGGGAUAGUAUGGAACACUUGGGGCCCAAUUCAGAACUCUGCCAUGCACGCGUACGAUUUCGCCAAAUCUGAUAUCGCCGUUCUGGUUCUAUGGGGGCCAGUGGGGUUCGCCCCUUGGCUGCUAUUUAUGUGGCUAAUGGACAAAAAGGGUCUGCGCGCAUCUCUUCUACUGUCAGCCUUCUUCAUGGUGAUUGGGGCAGCGCUGCGAAGUGUCCCUGUACCAGAACAACAACUAAGGCGAUGGUUAAUACACGGGGGUCAGCUGCUGAAUGGUUUGGCUGGUCCAACCAUAAUGAGUGCCGGCCCCCUCCUCUCCACCACAUGGUUCGCUCCGGACCAACGAGCCACAGCCACCGCUGUCGCCUCAUUGAUGAGCUACCUGGGGGCGGCGUGCUCCUUCAUUGUCGGCCCGCUGCUUGUGCCCGCCCCCAACGACACCACCCAUGCUAUGGUGAACCGAGCGGUCGACUCAACAGACACCCAGAUAAACCACAUACGAGACAGAAUCCAACUGGUUUUGUAUGCAGAGUUUGGUGUGGUGGCGGUGCUGUUUGCUGCGGUGGUGCUCUACUUCCCCUCCCGACCCCCCAUGCCUCCCAGUGUGGCUGCUGCCAGCCAGAGACUCAGCUACAGGAACAGCAUCUGCAAACUACUCAGUAACUUCCGGUUCCUGAUGAUAGCAUUGGCCUAUGCGGUGCCUACAGGGGUGGUGGCAGGCUGGUCAGGAGUUCUGGACAUGAUCCUCACCCCUGCUAGAGUCAGCCAGGUGGAUGCUGGCUGGAUCGGGUUCUGGUCCAUCAUGGGCGGCUGUGUGUUUGGAGUGGCCAUGGCCAGGUUUGCAGACUCUAUCCGGGGCAUGCUGAAGCUCAUCCUGGUCCUGAUGAUGGCUGGGGCUUCCCUGGCCUCCACUUGGUUCACACUCACCUGCCUGACUAGGCUCACACACCUACCCUCCACUGCAGCCACCCUGUACACCUCCUGUAUCCUGGUGGGCAUCUUCAUCAACAGUAGUGUGCCCAUCUUCUUUGAGCUCUUCAUCGAGACCGUGUACCCCGUGCCCGAGGGCAUCACCUGUGGCGUGGUCACCUUCCUCGGUAACCUGGUCACCGGCUGCCUCCUCUUCUUCCUCACCUUCUACAGCACAGAGUUGUCGUGGCUGAACUGGUGUCUGACGGGCUCCUGUGCCUUCAGCCUUGUGCUCAUCCUCUUCUUCAGGGAAUCCUACGACCGCCUCUACCUAGACGUCUUUGUCUCAGUCUGACAGACAACACACAAAAAGACUGGAACAAGGAGGAGAACAAAGACUGGAACAUUUGAAAAAAACACACUGCACAAAGAAGAAGAGGAAGAAAAAAGAGAUAUAGGAAGCCCAACAUUGCGCUCUUUUACGUUUUAUUCAGUAUAACUGUAGUUGUAAACAUGUAAUAUGACGGUGGUCGGUGAUUCAUUGUGAUUUCCUUGUAGCCAAUGAGAAGCGCCAGACAAGGGCCUCAGACAGAGUCAUUAAUGUUAACUCUUUAUAAGUGUCGGUUUGGCCUGUUGGUCCUCUGAUGCAGCAUCGGCUUGUCUUUUUUUAUAAUGUAAACUACAGUUGAACCUGGUCAUGGCAUGAUGAGGGACUGUUGUUGUCUAAAGAUGCACUCUGUGGCAGGUGGUUUCCCUGUGGCCUGGCUAUCCUCUGAUCUUCAUGAGGAAAGAGAAGCCUGAUUGGCUGAGUAGCUCUAGCAGCCGAUCAGCAGGCCCCACCGUGCCAGUCUGUGCUAACAAGGGACCGCAUAGCAUUUUAGUCUGCUGGUUAUGAAUUGCAGGGGGGUAAAACUGUCAAACUAAGCUGUUCUGUAAAUGACCUGUGAUAUUACGCGUCUUUUAAUAGUGACAUGUGGUCACCUUUUUUUACUUUAUCUCCCUCUCUCAAGACUUAUUAUGCAAGACAUUUUUUCUCCCUAAGGGAUUUAAUUGAUUGGAAGCCGCGCUGGUGCCUGCCAGUGUCGUGAGCUAUGAUUGGACACCACCCUGGUGCACGCCAGAGUGUGUCUCUCUCGGCAUGCAAAGUCAGCGCUUUUAACUCUCGUCUCUGUGUGUGUCGAGGCUCUACUGCGUGAGUCUCAUGGUGUUACCACACAAUCCGUUUUAAUGAGCAGUUCAGAAUAAGGAAGUAGGAAGUAAGUUUUAACAUUAAAUAUUUCUACAUUAUUAUAACAGAUAUUUAUUUAUUGAGGGAUAAGAACACUAACACAGUUGAUACAGAGACAAAUACAAAGACUCUGUAAUGAAAUAUGUGAAUACCGCUGUUGCACAGCUGAGACUGUGGUUGAUUCUGUAUGGAAACCACAAACUAUUAAGUCACUUGACCAGGAUGCUGCUCUACAUUUAAUGCACAACGUUCACCAGCAGGAGUCACUGUGCUGAGGACACAGACAACAAGAGGCAGGUAGUGGUUCGGUAAGCAGCGCCUUCCCUUGCCUGGACGGUCAGGGAUGGACUUGGAGGGGAUGCUUACCUUCCCACAGAGAAAAAACACAGAUAUUGAACUGAUGUCCAACUGACGUCCAACAGGAAAAAGAGGGGAACGGGAAGGAACCACCUCUGCUCAGAUUGGGGAGUGACCGGUCCUGUAAGGCACUUCUCUACAAGGGACUGUAACUGGGAACUGACUUUUCAACAUGAGUGGCAUACCCCCUGCCCCUGUACAAGUGGGGCUAAUCCCCAAAACCACUCACCAACUCCCAUAACUCGGCUGUGCCACAGCCAACCACAGAAAAAAUAUGUUUUCCCUGGGGGAUACUAUAUACAGUAUGUAUGUACUGAAUGGCGCUUGGCUUUUCCUUUGUCCUUGUAAAACAUGUUUUACUCUCCCUGUACAGAAAGGGUUUUUCUCUUUACCUAGUGGGGUCGUUCCACCAAUUCGGUGCCUUUUGAGAACUGUAACUUGGUGUAAAACAAUAACAUGAAUUUCACCUGAUUUGAACAUUCUGUCAGAGCACAUGUUCAGCUUCAUAAAAACAAAUUUUCCCAUCUCAAGAGGGUAAAUAAAAAAAAUACUAUAGUAAGUGCCAAAUAAAGUAACAGGGUUGACCGUAACUGGGUUGACCGUAGCAGGGUUGACGAGUUCAUCUUAAAUCAGCCAGGGGGAAUGGAAGCUUGUUGUGUGCAAAACAGGGAGUGGCAAUUGAAUGCAUACUUUUUUUUUAAACAUUGUUAACACAUUUCUAGCCUGUCUAUCUAUGGGUAACAGGGUUGACAUGUUAUGCUUGACCUGCUCAGAGUCGAACCAUCUCACCUGCUUUUACACUAUGAUUUGGCUAUUAGAUAAAAUAACUAGGGCUUUACAAUGAUGGUGAGAACCUUUUGGGGUUAAGUGGGUUAAAAUCUUCCUAGAAGUCACAGAGGGUGCACGGAGGGACUUGUCAAAAUGCUGAAUUUUGGCACUUAAUCCAGUCUUUAUUUAUUUAUUUAUUCAUUCAGAUUGAUUCAAUGCUCCAUGUUGUCUAUGUUAAAGGGCACUUCAUUUAAUAUAAUUCGAUAUUGGUGCACAAUUUCUACUUAAAAUAUCAACGGGACGCCAAAGGCACUCUUUUCGUGGAACGACCCAGUGAUGGAACACUUUAUCUUUAUGCUCUUUACCUUCAAUACCUUGUGACAUGUUGCCUUAAUUACCUGUGAUCUGUGCAUUCUGUCCUCUCCACCCAGUCUGUGACAAUGAGGUAGUCUGUAUAUGUAUGUGGACAGUAGUGAAACUCGUUCUAUUACACUGCUUAUCAUGUGUUCCCGGGUUGGGGGUAUAGAUGUUCUUGUCCUGUGAAAACAAAAACAAAUGUAUGUGAGAUUUUAAGCACCUUAUUAAAAAUACAUUUUGAAAUAC
Messenger RNA from Coregonus clupeaformis (lake whitefish), 4410 nucleotides. Its product is annotated as solute carrier family 49 member 4. Gene Ontology annotation, molecular function: transmembrane transporter activity. NCBI's taxonomy places the organism in Eukaryota, Metazoa, Chordata, Actinopteri, Salmoniformes, Salmonidae. The transcript is spliced from 9 exons. Bases 403 to 1809 code for a protein of 468 amino acids. Gene Ontology annotation, cellular component: intracellular membrane-bounded organelle; membrane. Gene Ontology annotation, biological process: transmembrane transport. The record is from RefSeq and is a predicted model, not a curated record.